AUGAAUAAAUAUACAUUAAAUUUCAAAGACAAAGAGAUCGAAUCUAACUAUCAAAACAUAACCUAAUAAAAUUUUAGAGUUUUCACUCUUACUAUUAUGACUUUAGGUCUUCUAGUUGUUGCAUUAACUAAAAUCAUUGAAAGUAUUUUACUAAAUGAAUAUCAAACCAUUUACAAAUACUGUUUAUUUAUUUGCUACUUGCUUAUUUAAUAUGGUAUAAUGAAGAAACAUACUAAAUAUAUACGAUUUGCCAUAAUCCUAUUAAAUCACUUAAUCUCAUUAUUUUUUAGUUUGCAAGUAUCAGAACAAGAUGAUUCAUACAAUAGUUUUCUUAAAGGAGCUAAUGUUAUGGGUGCAAACUUUUUAAUGCUUAUUUCAGGUGAGUUCAUGGAUGCAGCUAUAUCAGUCAUAACUAUAGGAAUUAUGAAAAUUAUUUUGGUUUAAAUAGCUUCUAACUUAUUACUGUUCUCUACAAUCAUAAGUUCUGUGCUUGUCAUCCUUUAUACAAUUCGUUAUUUAUAUCAUUUUCAUAAGGCAAUGCGUAAUCAAUUCUUAUUGGCUUUGAAUGAUUCUCAUUGGGAAAAAAUCUUAAAUUCAAUUGCAUUCAAAUAACCAUAUAUAGUCUUAUCUUUUAUAGAGGAUACUAUGUAAUUUACUCUGAAAUCAGAGGCUUAAUGUAAUCACUUUUUUAACAGAUAAUUUGAUGGAUCAAAUUUCAUUAGAGAUUCAAUAUACAAGGGAAAUAAAUUAGAGAAAUUUUUGUUUAUGCAAAUUUAGAAAUAUCGAGUGGAUAGAGCAUCUAUUUUUAAUAAGACUUUGGUAGUAGAAUACUUAAGAAAAAUGAUAAGAAUUGAAUGUUCAAUUUAUUAUGGAAAUAAACCAACUAUAUUACUUCUUAUGAGAGAUUUCCUUAAAUAAAAAUAGCCAGAUACAUCAAUUUAUGAAAUAAGACAUAGAAAUUUUAUUAGACUCAUUCUUAAAAUAUUAAGUCAUAAAGAUAGGUUGUCUUUAUUGAAAUGUCGUCUUAUUGAAAGAAAACUCUUGAUCUUAUAAUUAUAUGAGGAUCUAAGACUCUCAAAAUUAAAUGAAAGCGAAAUAAACAUUUAUAAUUUAGCAUAAAUCAUACACAAUUUGUAUACUAACCUAUCAGUUAAGGCAUUCGUAACUGGUAAUAGUAAUAUCAAUACGAUAUAGAAUAUAUUUUUGUUGAUUUUGUUAAUAAUAGCUGAAAAUUCACAAGGAUAAUAGCUUUCUAUUUGUUUAACGAAUGAAGAGGAGAGUUAGAGAUGGCUUCAUAUUUCAGGUAAUUUUUAAAUAGAAAAAGUAAAGAAAGCAUUAAAAUCAAUAUCAGAUUAUAUUAAAUUGAUUAGUUAAAGUUAGAUAAUGGAAUAAUUCAAAAUUGAAUUGAAUUUAAAUUAAUAUAUUUUGAUACCUUUUCAAGUCAAUCAAAUAAAUGCAAGAAGUUUAAAACACAUUGAUUUAGAAUGA
Messenger RNA from Paramecium pentaurelia, 1488 nucleotides. Lineage: Eukaryota; Ciliophora; Oligohymenophorea; Peniculida; Parameciidae. The record is from the annotation of a GenBank genome assembly.